This is a messenger RNA of Prorocentrum cordatum, 3281 nucleotides long. NCBI's taxonomy places the organism in Eukaryota, Dinophyceae, Prorocentrales, Prorocentraceae. The record is from the annotation of a GenBank genome assembly.
CCUCAUUUCCCUCCAUCCCUGCCUGCCGCUCCACCUCCGCCUUUGGCCGUGCCUCCUCAUAGCUGUAUUGGGCCGGCGUCGCGGCUUGCCUGGGAGGACUGCCCUGCAGUCGGGGGGGAGCCAUGCCGCCGAAGAAGUCAAAGUUCUUCUCCGCCGACGGCGAGCCGGCCGCUGUGCCCGUUGCGGGCGAGGGCGCUACGAAGCGGCGCAGAUUCCGCAUCCCUGGGGACGACGGCAAAGGGGCGGCAGUGCCCGCCGCGCAGCCAGGGCCGCCGAACCCCGCCGCCGCCGCGGCGGCGCCCGCCGCCGCGGCGGCGCCCACCGCCGCCGCGGCGCCCGCCGCAGGCCCCGCGGGCGCCCGCAGAAAGCCGGCGGCCGCGGCGGGGGCCGACGAGCUGGUGCCGCGCACUCCGGCCUCCGUGCUCCGGAGAGCCCCGGACGCGCCGCCGGACGGCCCGUCACCCGAGAAGGCUCGUGCCUGGCUCUCUCUCCUGCCGGCGCCAGGGAACCGUGACAUUGAUGCGUUCCUCACGGGGGCGGAGCAGAGCGUUGCGGAGGUAGACCGGGCGGCCCUGGCUCCAGAGGUAAACCAGUUCGGGGUCACGAUCUCCAACGUGUUCGCCCAGGUGCUUCGGGGCCGUGCCUUGAGUGUCUUGAAGUCUGCUCCACGGCUGAACGGCUUCGAGGCAUGGCGCCUUCUUCACAAAGAGUACCAACCGGACAUUGGAGUCCGCCACAGCGCCAUGCUUGCGGGCAUCCUCGUCCCACAGAGCUGGGCAGGGAAGACGAACCAGCAGUUCUUGGACGCGAUGGCGGAGUGGGAGACUUCGAUCGCCCAGUGCGAGGAGCAGACGGCGGAGCUGGUGACGCCAGCAACCCGCGUUGCUGUGAUCCUCUGGUGGGCACCUCCUGCUAUUCGCGAUGUCUUGCGGCAGCACGUGAUGCAGGUUGGCAACAACUACGCCCAGUUGAAAGCGAUCCUGACCUCCUACGUCUCCUCGGGCUACGACUGCGACCCCAUGGGCGUCAGGACCAAUGCCGGUCCAUCUGGUCAGGGUGCCGACGCGGGGCCUUCCCCGAUGGACGUCGGCGCCACCCAAAAGACGUGCCACCACUGCGGAAAGCCCGGCCGCAUUGCUUCGGAGUGCUGGUUCAAGCGCGGCAAGGGGCAGGACGCCCCGCGCCUGGAGCAGUUGCUCGACGCAGAGGGCCUGCGUUUUCUGGAGGGCCGUGGAGAGCAGGUUGCAGCGUUCAACAAGCUGAGGCUCGACGUCCACGAGGUCGAGAUCUUCGAGUCGAAGGGCGCGGCCAUCUCCGGCAAGCGGCGCUGCCGUCUCGAGAGGUCCCUGGCCUACGUCCUGCAGCGUGGCAGGCGCGGGGUGCUCAGCGGCUUCUCAGCCAGCUGCGCGUUCAUCAAGGCGAACUCUUGGGAGUGGCAGGAGAUGUGGACCUCCGUGCGCGAGGGGCUCAGCUCUUUCCGGGGUCCCCUGGUCUUCCUCGGCAGCGAUUGGGCGCUCCCCUGGAACCGUUGCGACGCCGCCCCCGACGCAUCCGAGAGCGGCUUCGGCGCGACUUCCAUCAUGACCCCAGGGAGGUCGCCCGAGUGGGGCGCGUCGCCGAGCGGAGCCGCCCCCGCCUCAACAUGGAGCUGGCUCCGCGGCAGCGUGCGAUGCAGCGCGCCGGCUACGUCGAGGAUUGGGGGCGCUGGGCCCCGGCGCCCGGCUGCGCCCGAGGAGGCUUCUGCAGGCGCCUGGUCGCUCGACGAAGGCUUCGAGGAGGUGCCUGCUGGGUGGCUCGACCAGGCGCGCUGGGGCCUCUGGCUCCCCUCUGGCGUCUCUCGUUCCGCUCAGCUCUGCACAUCUGCAGACGGCAUGAUGCGCCUGCGCACGUCUCACAGCGUCGGCGCGCUACUCUUGCUGCUGGCAGCGCGCGGCGCCCCGAGCGCCGGGUCGCCGGCGAGCGGGACGCUGGCCCGCCCGACGGUGGAGGGCUCGGCGAGCGGACGCCCUCGCGAGCCGCAGGCCGAGUUCGGGAGGCGCCUGUCUACCAGCGGCGCGCAGUUGCUCAAGCUCUUGGCGGGUGAUGGGGUCGACAGCCACAGGUUCGGAACGUCGGUGGCCGUGAGCUCCGACGGGGCCCGCGUGGUGGUGGGGGCCGUUUACUACUACUACGAUGACGUCCAGCGUGAGCCCAUUACGUUUGGCUCCGCGUACGUGCUCGACGGUACCACCGGCGAGAGUCUGCUCAAGCUUGUGGCGAGUGAUGGGCCUACAGGCGACAGAUUCGGAAUCUCGGUGGCCGUGAGCUCCGACGGGGCCCGCGUGGUGGUGGGCAACGACAAGGACGACGUCUAUUCCGGCUCCGCGUACGUGCUCGACGGCACCACCGGCGAGAGGCUGCUGAAGCUUGUGGCGAGUGAUGGGGCUGCACGCGACAAUUUCGGUGACUCGGUGGCCGUGAGCUCCGACGGGGCCCGCGUGGUGGUGGGGGCCACUGGUGACGACGACCAGGGCACCAAUUCCGGCUCCGCGUACGUGUUCGACGGUACCACCGGCGAGAGGCUGCUGAAGCUUGUGGCGAGUGAUGGGGUUGAAGGCGACCUGUUCGGUUACUCGGUGGCCGUGAGCUCCGACGGGGCCCGCGUGGUGGUGGGGGCCUUCCGUGACGACGACCAGGGCGCCGAUUCUGGCUCCGCGUACGUGCUCGACGGGGCCACCGGCGAAAGGCUGCUCAAGCUUGUGGCGAGUGAUGGGGCCGCAGGCGACAGUUUCGGUUCCUCGGUGGCCGUGAGCUCCGACGGGGCCCGCGUGGUGGUGGGGGCCUACCGUGACGACGACCAGGGCUACGAUUCUGGCUCCGUGUACGUGCUCGACGGGGCCACCGGCGAGAGGCUGCUGAAGCUUGUGGCGAGUGAUGGGGCUUAUGACGACUGGUUCGGUUACUCGGUGGCCGUGAGCUCCGACGGGGCCCGCGUGGUGGUGGGGAGCAAACGUGACGACGACCAGGGCUGGGGUUCCGGCUCCGCGUGCGUGUUCGACGGCACCACCGGCGAGAGGCUGCUGAAGCUUGUGGCGAGUGAUGGGGCUGCACUCGACUAUUUCGGUUACUCGGUGGCCGUGAGCUCCGACGGGGCCCGCGUGGUGGUGGGGGCCUACUAUGACGACGACCAGGGCUACAAUUCAGGCUCCGCGUACGUGUUUGACUUCACCGAGCGCGACAUUGACAACGCGGAAGUUGAGGACAACGAGUACAACGAGUCGGAGCAGGUCGCGGAGAUCUAG